GACAUUGCCAAGAUCGCGCAUCGCAGCAAAUCAUGCCGAAGCCAGUGAAGCCGUAAAGCCGUAUUAAGUGCUCAGCUAUCAUGCAGGGCCUUGCGGGCUUUUGGCAACGUGAGCAACGGGCCCUGAAAUCUCAGAGGCCGGUGGCAGAUUCUAGUGUGAUCCAGAGGUACUGGCCGGAUGCUCCCGUGCCCCAGCUGAAGGAGCUGAGGACGCCGCAGCCGCCGCCCAAACGCGAGGGCCUACCCCCAGCUCCCGACGGGCAAGGCCCCGAGCCGCAGCUUCCGGAGGGCGAGGAGAUCAGCGACGGAGAGGCGAAGAGAAUGCUCGAGGAGUUUCGUCAGAGUGAGACCUGCCAGCAAAUCCGGGACACCAUCAGAUCCGACCCGCAGGAGCUGGAGUCCUUUUUGGAGGAGCUCACGAAGUCGAACCCGGAGCUGAUCAAAGCCAUCGCCAAGCACCAGACGGACUUCCUGCGGAUACUUACGACCGGCUUUACGAUCAAGGCCAAAGCUGAGCCUGAUGAGCUGGUGGAGGAGGCGGAGGUUUUACCACCACCACCACCACCUGCUGUGGUGGCCAGCCAGCGUAAGGCUCGACGAGAGGCCAAGGCUGCCCGUCAAGCGCGGAAUGCGAUGCAGCCUUUGUCGUCCACCUGUCACACCUUGGCUUCUGCCCACAGCCCCUACAGCUGUGCUGUGUGCAAGUCCUUGGAAGACCUGUCGCUGUGCAGCGCCUGCCAAUGCGUACGCUUCUGCUCGAAAGAGCACCAGAGGGCCUUUUGGCCCAGGCAUCAGUCAGUUUGCAAGUUCCUUGCUUCCAUCAAGGGUGGCUUGUUGCAGCAGGCUGCAGGCCGGCGAUGGAUGCAGGACUUCCUUCCAGAGCUCAUGGGUGUUUGGACCCGGACCAGGGGCACGGCGCCGCAGCCAUGGGAACUGGAGCAGUUGGUGCACAUCCCGCACUGCGGAAACUGUGGGAAGGCGCCUGCCACCGUGGUCUGCAAAAUCUGCCAUUUCUAUGGCUAUUGCUCAGAGGCCUGCCUGGAAGCGCAGAAGAGUCAUAGGAACAGCUGGCAGUGCUUCCAGGUGGGUGCCACUGCUGUGGUGAUGUCCUUCUUGCAAAAGGCUGGCAGCGCCUACCCCUUCUUGACGAUGCAGGAAACGGGGGAAGUGCCUGAGAGCGUCUACCGCUCCGGCUGGCAGGAGUUUGUGGCGUACUCCAAGCUUGUGGGCAGAGACGGCAAGGAGUUCCAAACGAUGCCUCCUGCAGCUCAGCAGACCGUCAUCGACGCUCUCUCCUUUCCCCUCUCAGUCCUGGAGGCCUGCUGGGUGGCCAACCACAGCUUCGUCAGGAAGCACAUCAAGGUGCACAUUUUGAACCCUUUUGGUUCAACUCUGGCGGACCUCGUAAAGUACGAGGAGUGGUUCCAUAGAUGUCCCGAUGUGAUCACCCUGGAGCUGCAUUUCAUUGGCACGGAGGUGAUUGUGCCAGCCGCGGCUGUGGACUCAUGUCUCGAGCUGGCUCUUUGUGAAAGCUGUUCCUCGAAAAGCCGCAAGAUGACUUGUCACUUUCACACGUGCCCUCUCCUCGAGUUCAUUGAAGAGGAGAUAGCUGCUGGCAGCCCCCCACCCUUCUUGCGGGUCGCCUAUUCCACCGCUUUUGGGCGUCUUCCAGCGGAAGCGGCGGUACCCUGGACAGCUGCGCUCACCCGGCUCGCGGAGCGGCCAGACGCUGCGCCGCUCGUGGUCACCGAGCGAGUCUUCUGCGAUGCGGGCCAGGACGAGGAGAUGCUGAGAAACUGCGGCUGGCGAACAGUGGUGCCUCCGCGCUGCUGCAGAUUCCCCAGUCCUCUGGUUUCACGUGACGACAUCCGCGACUGCGAGGACAACCCGAUCGGCCUCAGCAUUUGGAACAUGUCCUGGGCUGUUUUCAAGGCGGGUGCGGUGCCGACUGACGAGGAGGAAGAACCUCCGAAGGACGUGGGAAGUGAGCAGACAAAGGUGAAGAGCGCAAGCCAGAGCGAGGUUGAGGUUGCUGCCGAGAUAUUCAUCGCGCACAAAGCCUUGGAAUCUCCGGAUGCGUGCUCCAUAGGUGAACGAGUGCUGAACGAGAGAAUGCAGUGGGGGACUGUCACUGGCAAGCGUUGCUGUGGCUUUCCUGACAGCGUUGAGGUGGUGUUGGACUCUGGCGUGAGGAAGCACUUCCUUCCAGAUGAGCUCUUGCCAGUGCCUUCAGAUGUUGUGGCGAAGCCGGCGCCACUACCACAGCUUCCACUUCUAGAGGAUCCCAGCUGCUACCGGCUGCUGGUGCAACACCCGGGGCCGUGGAGAUACGAUGGCAAGACCAAGGAGGACGUGGCCUUCAAUCCUGAGGCCAACCCGGACUCAUUUGUGGUCUCAGUCUCCGCCUGUUGCGAGGGCGGGCGCGGCUUCCGCUCCCCGCUGACCAGCCGCAACGACAAGCCUUCGUCAGGCUAUGUGUUCUACGUGGACGGGGAGGAUCAGUGGGAGUUUUGGGUGGGCGACGGUGACUAUUGGUGCGGCGUCCAAGGUCCGCCGGUUGAGCAGAAGUGGACUGAGCUCGUGGGCCUCUACGAUGCUGAAUUGCGAUCUGUUGCGUUCUUUGUCGACGGCACUUGCGCUGGUGUUCGAAGCGGAGUUGACUUCAGACCGAACACUUUGUGCCCCUUGAGGAUUGGCGCUGGCAGGUCCGAAAACGAGUUCGCGAGAUACUACUGGACUGGAUCAGUCCGCGACAUCAAGAUCUACCAGAUAUUGCCGAAGUCUGACUCAUAGUACUGGUCAUGGCAGCUGUACGUGCUGCACAUAGAUCAGAAGGCACUGAGAAGUGAGUUGUUUUGUUUUUCUUUGCACGCCGUACAUGGAGAAACAAAUAAACAGUCAGGACAAAAGUUGCGCCUCGUUGCCCUUCUUUGAGAACGCAACCCUUUCCGGUUCCUUCUCACGGUCGAAAUUCCACACUCCA
Molecule: messenger RNA, 2982 nt
Organism: Effrenium voratum
Lineage: Eukaryota; Dinophyceae; Suessiales; Symbiodiniaceae
Source: the annotation of a GenBank genome assembly